Rangifer tarandus platyrhynchus (Svalbard reindeer) is the source of this 3492-nucleotide messenger RNA. Lineage: Eukaryota; Metazoa; Chordata; Mammalia; Artiodactyla; Cervidae. The record is from the annotation of a GenBank genome assembly.
AUGGCCCCUACCCUGUUCCAGAAGCUCUUCAGCAAGAGGAACGGCCUGGGCGCGCCCGGUCGGGACGCGAGGGACCCGGAUUGCGCGUUCAGUUGGCCUUUGCCAGAGUUUGAUCCAAGCCAGAUUCGACUGAUUGUAUAUCAAGACUGUGAAAGACGAGGGAGAAAUGUCUUGUUUGACUCCAGUGUUAAGAGAAAAAAUGAGGACAUAUCAGUAUCGAAACUCUGUAGUGAUGCUCAAGUUAAAGUGUUUGGGAAAUGCUGCCAGCUGAAACCUGGAGGAGACAGUUCUUCCUCUUUAGAUAGUUCCAUGACUUCAUCUUCGGAUGUAAAAGACCAGUGUCCUAAGUAUCAGGGUUCUCGGUGCUCUUCUGAUGCCAAUAUGCUUGGAGAGAUGAUGUUUGGCUCAGUAGCAAUGAGCUACAAAGGAUCCACCUUAAAAAUUCAUCAGAUCCGUUCCCCUCCACAGCUCAUGCUCAGCAAAGUUUUUACUGCACGUACUGGCAGCAGCAUCUGUGGAAGUCUCAAUACGCUUCAAGACAGUCUUGAAUUUAUUAAUCAGGACAACAGUACAUUAAAGGCUGAUAAUAACACAGUCAUUAAUGGACUACUUGGAAAUAUAGGUCUUUCACAGUUCUGCAGCCCCAGGCGGGCAUUCUCUGAACAGGGUCCGCUCCGCCUGAUCAGGAGCGCCUCUUUCUUUGCAGUUCACAGCAACCCAAUGGACAUGCCUGGAAGAGAACUGAAUGAGGACAGAGACAGUGGCAUAGCACGCUCUGCAUCUCUCAGCAGCUUGCUUAUUACACCAUUUCCCUCUCCAAACUCCUCACUUACCCGAAGUUGUGCCAGCAGCUACCAGCGACGCUGGCGACGUAGCCAAACAACAAGUUUAGAGAAUGGGGUAUUUCCUAGAUGGUCUAUAGAAGAAAGCUUUAAUCUGUCAGAUGAAAGCUGUGGCCCUAACCCAGGAAUUGUGAGGAAAAAGAAGAUUGCAAUUGGGGUAAUCUUUGCAUUAUCCAAAGAUGAAGAUGAAAGUAACAAGUUUAAUGAAUUCUUUUUUUCACAUUUUCCUCUGUUUGAAAGCCACAUGAACAAAUUAAAGAGUGCAAUAGAACAGGCUAUGAAAAUGAGCCGGAGAUCAGCUGAUGCCAGUCAGAGGAGUUUGGCAUAUAAUCGAAUAGUUGAUGCACUAAAUGAAUUCAGAACAACAAUUUGUAAUCUUUAUACAAUGCCACGAAUUGGAGAGCCUGUCUGGCUCACAAUGAUGUCGGGGACUCCAGAAAAGAACCAGCUUUGCCAUCGAUUCAUGAAGGAGUUCACUUUUCUAAUGGAAAAUGCUUCAAAAAAUCAAUUCUUGCCAGCACUCAUUACUGCAGUUCUGACCAAUCAUCUUGCCUGGGUCCCAACAGUCAUGCCAAAUGGACAACCACCUAUAAAAAUAUUUUUAGAAAAACAUUCCUCUCAGAGUGUAGACAUGUUGGCGAAGACUCAUCCAUACAAUCCACUCUGGGCACAACUGGGAGACUUAUAUGGCGCUAUUGGCUCUCCUGUACGGUUAGCAAGGACUGUGGUAGUUGGCAAACGACAAGACAUGGUCCAGAGGCUGCUUUAUUUUCUUACUUAUUUCAUAAGAUGCUCUGAGCUUCAAGAAACCCAUCUUUUAGAAAAUGGAGAAGAUGAAGCCAUUGUUAUGCCAGGCACAGUAAUUACUACCACUUUGGAGAAAGGGGAAAUCGAAGAAUCUGAGUAUGUGCUGAUCACAAUGCAUAGAAACAAAAGCAGUUUGCUCUUUAAGGAGUCAGAAGAGACAAGGACUCCUAAUUGUAACUGUAAAUAUUGCAGUCGUCCACUCUUUGGGCAGCAUACGGAGAAUGUUUCACGACAAGAGAGAGAAGAUAUUCAGAACAGCUCUAAGGAGCUGCUUGGAAUUUCAAAUGAGUGCCAAAUGAUUUCUCCUAACUGCCAAGAAGAAAAUGCUCCUGAUGUUAAACAGUACAGAGAUAAGUCAAGAACUUGCCUUGAUUCUAAGUUAGAAACAGUUGUCUGCACAGGAUCUGCUCCAGUAGACAGAUGUGCAUUGUCGAAGUCAGGCCUAGACCCAGCAGAGGAAACAUGGCAGAAUGAGGAGUUGCUAGAUUCAGGUAAUCACACAGGCAAAGUGUUGAGAUCUGCAGGAAUGGUUGUGGAAAAAAAACCUCCAGAUAAGCUUGUGACAGCUGCGUUUUCUUGUGAGGCAACCCAGACAAAGGUUACUUUCUUGAUUGGUGAUUCUAUGUCACCUGACUCAGAUACUGAACUCCGGAGUCAGGCAGUAGUGGAUCAGAUUACCAGGCAUCACACCAAAUCACCGAAAGAGGAAAGAGGGGCUGUUGAUCAGCAUCAAGAAAGUAAACAAACAACUAAAUCUGAAGAGUCUGAUAUACCGAACAUAGUAUCUGGAGAACCCUGUGAACUUCCUUGCUGGAAUCAUUCAGACCUAGAAAGCAUGAGUUUAUUUGAUGAAUAUUUUAAUGAUGAUUCAAUUGAAACCAGGACUAUUGAUGAUAUUCCACUUAAAACAAGUACAGACAGUAAACAACACUGCUGUAUGUUAGAGUUUUCAAAAAGAUUGUGUACAAAUAAUAGCAAACCAAACAAUGAAUUUUGCAAAUGUGUAGGAACAGUUCACCAAGAUUCAUGUAAAACCUGUUUUCCUCAACAAGACCAAAGAGAUACACUCUCCAUUCUUGUCCCCCAUGGGGAUAAAGAGAGUUCAGAGAAAAAAAUUGCUGUGGGAGCUGAAUGGGACAUUCCAAGAAAUGAAAGUUCAGAUAGUGCCCUUGGGGACAGUGAAAGUGAAGAUACAGGUCAAGAUGUGGCCAGACAAGGAAACAGUUAUUAUGGCGGAGAGCAGGAGGAUUGGGCAGAAGAAGAUGAGAUACCUUUUCCUGGGUCGAAGUUAAUUGAAGUGAGUGCUGUUCAGCCCAACAUCGCCAACUUUGGGAGAUCCUUGCUAGGUGGCUAUUGCUCUUCUUACGUCCCUGACUUUGUUCUUCAAGGAAUUGGGAAUGAUGAGAGGCUCCGUCAGUGUCUGGUGUCAGAUUUGUCUCAUGCGGUGCAGCAUCCAGUAUUGGAUGAGCCAAUAGCAGAAGCUGUCUGUAUUAUAGCAGAUAUGGAUAAAUGGACUGUUCAAGUGGCCAGUAGCCAGAGACGAAUGACAGAUAAUAAACUGGGAAAGGAAGUGUUGGUUUCCAGUCUUGUUUCCAAUCUGCUUCAUUCCACUCUUCAGCUUUAUAAACAUAACCUGUCUCCGAAUUUUUGUGUAAUGCAUCUUGAAGACCGGUUACAGGAGCUGUACUUCAAGAGCAAAAUGCUGUCUGAGUACCUGAGGGGGCAGAUGCGUGUUCAUGUCAAGGAACUGGGAGUGGUUCUAGGGAUUGAAUCCAGUGAUCUUCCUCUCUUGGCUGCUGUAGCAAGCACUCACUCCCCGUAUGUUGCUCAAAUACUACUUUAA